UUAGCCUUGCACAGGUGAGAGUGAUUAGUCAAUCAAUGCAUACUCUAUAAACAGGUGUCAGAAGAAAUUCCUAAUCACUUUCUGAAGGUGAGCGUGUGGGCUGUAACUCAGUAGCCCAUGGAUUUGACUUGUUCUGUGAUUGCAAGUUAGUCUUUGACGUCCCUAAAGAAACGAGGCCAUUUAAUUUCAACCUUUGUGUUUAUGGCAUUGCGCAGAGAGGGAAGGUCCGGGGUUAUUGUUAAAGUACCUGGUCACUUUUGUACUGAUCAGUUAUGUGGAGACAUAUUUUAUUGAGGGAUAAAUAUUGUUCAUUCUCUUCCUCACCUGUCUUUCAGAUGCUUCACCUGACAAAAGGAUGUGUGGGGUGCUUGCUUUCCAGGCGAGCAGUUUUGGCACUGACCAACAGUGGUGCAAGGAUGUCAAGCCAUGACCACCACGAGGUCUCCAACAAAUUGGACAUGUCCCAGCCAAUUUACUCGGAUCGUCUGGACACCCCUCUGCCAGACAGACCAUGGAAGGAUGUCCUCGACUCUACGGAUAAGAGCCUGAAACAGAAAGAGAAGGGUCCCUGGACUGCGCUGUCCAAGGAGGAGAAAAUCGCCUUGUACAGGCUGAAGUUCAACCACACCUAUCCUGAGAUGAAGAGGCCGUCCCAUGAGUGGAAAACUGUGAUUGGUGGGAUGUUCAUAGUCUUUGGCAUCACUGGUCUGGUGGUCUUUUGGCAGUGCCACUAUGUGUACCCACCCCAACCUCAUACCUUUGGUGAGGAGUGGCAGGCUAAGCAGAUCCAGAGGAUGCUGGAUAUGCGGAUCAACCCAAUUGAGGGCCUUUCUGCCCAGUGGGACUACAAGAACAAACAAUGGAAGUAAAGGGAAUAGACCACUGCCUGAAGGAGGAAUGGUUCGACUUGACACCUUGAGCCUCUCUUCAGCCGCCAUAAUGGCAAUCCAUCCAUUCUCUUACGGUUUAAGUAAUAAAUUACUUAACUGGUUUCCUUCUCUCUCCAUCUGAAAAAAUAACAGUAUAUUACAGGCUGCUUGUCCUCAACCUAAUUUCUGCUUGAGUGUUCCUGUGGUCGUCUCUAGUUUGGCCGUAAGUGAAUGUCAGGACCAACAACAGUCUACAUUUGUUUGAUCCCCUUGCUGAAACGCUCUAGGAAUUUCUACUCAAACUGUUCAAAGUAUCACUGUGUACACAUCAAAUCCUUGUGCCUUUGUUUUCCUUUCCUAAUAUCGGUUAACAUUGCAAAGAAUGUUAGUUUUGUAGAAAUAAAAAUUCAGUGUUCUCCAU
Molecule: messenger RNA, 1290 nt
Organism: Oncorhynchus masou masou (cherry salmon)
Lineage: Eukaryota; Metazoa; Chordata; Actinopteri; Salmoniformes; Salmonidae
Product: cytochrome c oxidase subunit 4 isoform 2, mitochondrial-like
Exons: 4
Coding region: 273-869 (198 amino acids)
Biological process (GO): mitochondrial electron transport, cytochrome c to oxygen
Source: RefSeq, a predicted model, not a curated record